CAUAAAAUGGCGGACAGUGAAAAAUCAAAAUGCAAGAAAACUGUUCGUUUAGACGAAGACUGCACAAAAAUGGAAGACAAAAAGGACGAGAAAGUACCAAAAAAACAUUCUUUGAGACUUCCGCUUUGUCCUACAAGGCCUUUGCGGCCAAGAAAACCUUCAAAAGGUUUGGAUAUAAAAGCUACAGAACAAGCCAAAAAGAUAAAAAAAGCUAUUAGUAUACCAUCCAAGACAGAUGAUUUAUUAAGUAAACAGAUGCAAAGAAAAUUAUCAGAAUUCACUCCAAAGACUGGAAUUCUUAAGUUUAAAGAAAAAAGAUAUCCAUUUACAAUGAGUGAUUUUGACUUACUAUGUGCCAUUGGCAGUGGAACAUGCGGAGAAGUGUCAAAAAUGAAACAUAAGCCUACUGGAAAGAUAUUCGCUGUAAAAAAAAUGUGUCAAUCUUAUAAUGCAGAAGAACAGAAAAGAAUAGUGAUGGAUUUGGAUGUUGUUCUAAAGAGUCAUGAUUGUCCAUAUAUUGUGGCAUGCUUUGGAGCUUAUAUAUCUGAGUCUGAUGUGUUUAUAAUCAUGCAGUUGAUGGAGACAUGUUUUGACAAAUUAAAGAAUAAUUAUGGUCCAAUUCCUGAAGAAAUUUUGGGGAAAAUGACAGUGGCAGUUGUUAAUGCUUUACACUAUCUAAAAGAGUCACAUGGUGUCAUGCAUAGAGAUGUUAAACCUUCCAAUAUUUUACUGGAUCGUGGAGGUUGUGUAAAACUUUGUGAUUUUGGAAUCAGCGGUAGAUUAGUGGAUUCCAAAGCAAAGACGAGAAGUGCUGGUUGUGCUGCAUAUAUGGCUCCUGAGCGCAUUGAUCCACCUGAUCCAUCCAAUCCUGAUUACGAUGUCCGAGCUGAUGUCUGGAGCUUAGGAAUAUCUCUAGUGGAGCUAGCGACGGGGGAGUUUCCUUACAAACAAUGUAAAAAUGAAUUUGAAAUUUUAACUCGUAUCAUUGACCAAAAUUCGCCAUCAUUACCAGCGGAGAAAGAUUUCUCACCGGAGUUUCAAUCUUUCAUAACUCAAUGUUUACACAAAAAUCGUGACCAACGUCCAAAGUAUCCUCAACUACUGGAUGAAUCAUUCAUUAAAAGGUAUGAAAAGGAAGAAGUAAACGUUGGCAAGUGGUUGAUGCCUUGUUCAACGUCGGUAUGAGUUCUUGGAAAUUCACCAUUUCCAUGAAAACGACUGUGUCUUGUCAUUGAAGACAUAAGAGUACCCCAACACUCAGAUGAUGAUAAAUCUAUUUAUUUGCGAGUGACGCACAGAAAGUAUUCCCAAGUGAUAGUAUGAAUGUUCAUUGUGAAUAUCAGCUUUUGCGCAAAGUCAAAGUUCCAGUAAGGUUGGUUUGGAGUAUGAUUUUAUGGUACAUCUUCACAACACCUUUUUAUGGCAAAACGGAACAGUAUGCUUUUCUAAAACCAGGUGGAAAUCAUACUCUAACAUUGAGAUCAUUUGAGGUCAAAAGCAAAUCUUAGAAAACCUUAUGCUCGAAAGCCAACGAAGUACUUGUACAUUUUAUCUCCUGGUAAUGAGUAGCGCUGGCUGUGGCUCUCAUGAAAAGUCGAGGUUUAUUAGAAUUUAGAAUGUCUAACCCGUAAUUUUAUCUAGUACCAUUUAAAUCUAGUACCUUGCUCAACGAUUUUUAAUGAUGUCUUCUGAACAGUGGCCUCCAAAAGGCCUGUAACAAGAGGCAUCUGUUAAAUUGAUACACUUAUAAAGUUGUAGAUAUUUACCAAACCAGUGUUCAAAUAUGCACUGUUUUUAGUUAAGCUGUAAAUAUAUAUUUUUAGAUAGACAUAGGUAGAAUUUUAGGUUUUCAAUUUACAGAAAAAUAAAUAAAGUAUAAAACCAGCACGGCUAUACGUGUGCCGUUGAGAAAUUUACGUUUAGCUGACGCCAUGAAUUGAUAUCCCUAGGAGUCCUAUUAAAACUGUUAUUAUGUUUCUACCCAUGAAGUUCACAAUAUUUCCUUUUACAAUGCAUGAGAUUAAGUGUAAUAGACCAUUCCCCUAUUGAUCUCUGCUGAUGCUCCUCUAAAUUAGUUGCAUUGGUAAAUGGUUUCCUUUCAAUUUUUCCCUGAUCUUUAGAGAUGUCCUUGAUCAUUAGAGAUAAAUGAUAAUAAUUUACAACUUCUUGCAUGCUUUGCAAUGCACGUGUUUUAGUAUAUUAGAAAACCAAGUACAGGAAUAUUAUAAUAGAUAGUCUGGCGCCCCCAUUUACUGAGGAAAUUUUCCUCAACUAUGGAUGUAAACUGACGAUGACACAAAGGCUAUUAUU
Messenger RNA from Dendronephthya gigantea, 2310 nucleotides. RefSeq names its product dual specificity mitogen-activated protein kinase kinase 7-like. Lineage: Eukaryota; Metazoa; Cnidaria; Anthozoa; Malacalcyonacea; Nephtheidae. Gene Ontology annotation, molecular function: ATP binding; protein kinase activity. Gene Ontology annotation, biological process: protein phosphorylation. The transcript is spliced from 12 exons. The coding region runs from base 7 to 1185 and encodes 392 amino acids. The record is from RefSeq and is a predicted model, not a curated record.